ACAUUUGACAGACAAACACAAACAUGAUUUUAUUCCUUGCUCAUCGUACUGUGCUGGAUAUAUUCCUGGCUGUUUGUAAUUUCCUGUAAAAUCCUGUCUUGGAAUGAUGUUGUGUGUUUCGCUGUGAGUUUAGACAGCGACAGGGCUCACAGAGUCCUCUUCAGGGGCUAAAGGUCCUGAAGUUUCUGCGCAUGUGCGGGAUUCUCUAAUUAUGCACAGUCUCUGCUCUACUCUUAAAGAACACGCUACUCUCGUGAAUGGUGCUCAUUUAGUAAAGUUAAAUCAAAGCUGAAUCAGUGUCUGCAAGAUCACAUAAUGAUAGUAUAUUACAUAACAUAACCAAAUAAGGCAUAGUAUAACGUUACUGUAAGUUAAAAAACUUUUUCUUUUUUUUUACAUUUUAGGAUGAUUGUAUGAAUGGUCAAAUGUGUGUCUCAUACAGCAACAACUCAACAACACGUGCCACUAGGAAAAAGAUGUGCUUUGAUUGAAACAAAACACUAGUAUUCUACAGUUUCUUAACACCAUCUUCUCUACAUCUACUAAAUGCAUAUUCCCAUGAAAUUGAUUGAGAUCAAAUGGUUGGCAUGCAGAUGCUGCAUGGACAUUUCACUGGUUAAACUUGAAGAAUUAUAACUCACGAUUGACUGUGACAAAUGGUUGCGGUAAAGAAACACAUGCACAGAUCAUGAUAAGGAUCUUUCCAGGGGAUCCACGGGGUGGGACUGGGACUGAACGGGCGGUUACCUACUGCUCCGCACCCUCAACCUAAAUAAAUAGGCUUACAGGAAACCCUCUCUGAAUAACCUUAAACUGACUGGGAGUAGAUCAUAGACCGUAUUGGAAUACACAGGACAAGAAAAUUGUGACAACAUGUGGGAUAGGAUUAUUUUUUGUGGACUGGUGAUCUGUCUCAUCUGCCUCACUGAACAGACUCAGGGCCAGAAAACACCUUUAGUUGUUCAAGGGACAGAUUGCACACAGAUCAAAACUCUCUCCCCUCGAGCCACCAGUGGAGUGUAUGUCAUUCAGCCUGCAGGAGUCACAUCCCCCUUUAAGGUGUAUUGUGAGAUGCUGGUGGACGGAGGCUGGACAGUCUUUCAGAGGCGCACCGGGGCAGAAGUUCUUUUCAACAGGAAGUGGGCAGUGUACAAACAAGGCUUUGGGCAUCUACGGAAGGACCACUGGCUGGGUCUGAGUAAGGUGUUUGCUCUAACCAAGGGGGGCCGGGGGCUGAACUCGACUAUGCGGGUCAACCUGUGGGACUUUGAAGGGGGCACUGCCUUUGCUGAGUACAGUGACUUCCAUCUGGGCCCGGAGAGGGGGGCCUAUAAGCUGAACGUUGGAGCCUACAAGGGCAACGCAGGUGAUGCCAUCCGUGGGAAAUACGCCGGCAUUGACCAAAAUGGCUUUGGCUUCAGCACAAACGACAAGGACAAUGACGGCUGCUCACCCUGCAUCUUUGGCGACAUCGCCGAGAACGAGUGCAGCUUCUCUGAGGGAGGAGGAGGGUGGUGGUACAGUCGCUGUGGUUCUGCCAGCCUGAACGGUGACUGGCACCCCGCCGGCGAACACAUCGGCUGGGCCUCCGGCCUCCACUGGGAGACCUGGAAAGGACCUGCCCCAUACUCGGCCCGAGCCAGCCGCAUGAUGAUCAAGUCUGUGUGGAAGAAGAUUAUUACAGCAAACUAAUACGAAAACAAAUCAUGAAACUAUUUCGUAAACUGAAAUAAAACAAUUAAGGCAAGGUUUGACAAACAAACCUAUACUGAAACUACGAUCUUUAACUUACUAAAAUAAAAACACUGGACCAGUUCAGGUCUAUAAGUCCAACAUGGUCAGAGCCACCAUGUUUCCAGUGAAGACAAAAUACCAUGUGGACAUUUUAUUUGUUACACUGCAACAAUUAUGCAUAUCUAAUGUGAACAGUUUAAAUAGUUUGACAUAACUUAUAGUUUGGAAUGUUGAUAUUGCAUGCGUGUUCAAAUAUAAUUAUCUUUAGAACAUUUGUUUAGCACACACUUAGCCCAUACAUACUUAGCCCAAGUUCAGACACCAUUAGUUUGCCCUGUAAACAUGCUUGAAUUCACACAUUCAAAGCUCUGUGUUUAAAGUGAAAUAAAAAGUUGUACUUAUUGCAUAUUAAAUGGUUUCUCAUCAUACAGUAAAUAGGUUGUUGUUCUCCUACCCUAGAAGCCUGGUUUCUAGCUUUGAUUGAAUAGGGAUAUUUAGCUUUGUUACACAUUGCUACAUUAAUCCCAGGGCUCACUUGAAAAAGAGAUCUCAAUGUGACUGAUCAUGGUUAAAUAAAGCAUAAAAAGAAUAAAAGAAUGAAGGCUUCAACUUUGAUGAACAGAUUAUGAUUAACAAAUCAACAUGCCCUGUUGUGCCUACUACAACUCUUUGAACAUGAUGUAACAUUUCAGAGAAAGCAGAACAAUUAGAAGAAAUGAGUCUUCGUCAACAAUUUAAUUUCUGUUUCAAAUAAAAGCAGCCCACUUUGUCACCUGUAGGAGUCUCACUCAGCAUUCCUGUG
This is a messenger RNA of Salvelinus fontinalis (brook trout), 2536 nucleotides long. Its product is annotated as angiopoietin-4-like. The record is from RefSeq and is a predicted model, not a curated record. NCBI's taxonomy places the organism in Eukaryota, Metazoa, Chordata, Actinopteri, Salmoniformes, Salmonidae. Gene Ontology annotation, biological process: Tie signaling pathway; angiogenesis. Gene Ontology annotation, molecular function: receptor tyrosine kinase binding. Bases 874 to 1692 code for a protein of 272 amino acids. The transcript is spliced from 7 exons.